AUGGCUGCUUCAUUUGAGCCCUCCCUCUCAACGAGUGGCAUGCGCCCUCCCCUCGCCUCGGCCGAUGCCCCCUCCAUGGCCGACUCGCUGCCCAGCAUCAAUUUUGGAUUCGAAGACCUACGCAAUCGCAUGGCGCAGUUUACCGCCAAGUUUGACGCUUUCAUUGAGCGAGGUCGCAAGCGGGUUCUGGAGGAGCGAAACCAAUUUCACAUCAAUCUCGCCGAGCUACAAGAGGAUGAGCGAAUGCGCCAGCGAGAUAUUGAAAUUACCAAUUUGAAGGUCCAGACCCACGAACAAACCCUUCAAAAGGAGGCCGCCGAGGCAGCUGAAAUGCACGCCGCGAUCUCCUCCAUCACCAUGGAGCGUGAUGCCCGACUCGCCAAGCGCGACCGCCUCAAGCAGCAGAUCGCAGAAACGCAAAAGGCGAUCAACCAGAAGUUGGAGGCACAAAAGACACAUGCAAAGCACCUGGAUGCGCAAUCUCGACUCAAUUUCCCCGAGUUGGAAUUUUGGCAGGAUUACCUUUGUUUACGGAUUGAGGGUGCUGGUCGUGAGGACCGAUUGAAGUUUGUUUACAGUCACCUACUGGAGAAAGAUUGGGAGUCAGAAGCCUGGUUUGAACUGGGCACUGCCAGUCGUGACUACGAGGUGUUCCACACGAAGCCCAGGGUAGAUAGGGACGCCUUGGAGCGUGAGGUGGAUUUGGUCAACGAUGACCGAGAUUUUGGAGCAUUCCUCAAGCGGAUGCGCAAGUUGUUUAUGGAGACGAUGAACUGA
Penicillium cataractarum is the source of this 777-nucleotide messenger RNA. Its product is annotated as kinetochore Spc25 family protein. Gene Ontology annotation, cellular component: Ndc80 complex. The record is from RefSeq and is a predicted model, not a curated record. The transcript is spliced from 2 exons. NCBI's taxonomy places the organism in Eukaryota, Fungi, Ascomycota, Eurotiomycetes, Eurotiales, Aspergillaceae. The coding region runs from base 1 to 777 and encodes 258 amino acids. Gene Ontology annotation, biological process: chromosome segregation.